Messenger RNA from Alternaria rosae, 1684 nucleotides. RefSeq lists its product as uncharacterized. The coding region runs from base 1 to 1263 and encodes 420 amino acids. The record is from RefSeq and is a predicted model, not a curated record. Lineage: Eukaryota; Fungi; Ascomycota; Dothideomycetes; Pleosporales; Pleosporaceae. The transcript has a single exon.
AUGUCGCUCCUGGAAUAUUUCACUGGAAUUGACGAGAGAAUUAUACAAUACCUCCCGCAACCUGGCCUUCACAGCCUAACUCUUACGAACAAGUACUAUCGCAAGAUAGCGGAGCCACAUCUUUACAGGGAUAUUCAAGUACACAGUCCAAACACACUCUCUGUAGCACGUCUUCUGUUGACUCUAAUUAACCGCAGAGAGCUCGCUCAGCACAUCCGGAGCUUCGCCUUGGUUACCGCUGACGAGGGAAGAGCAAGAGACGCCACGAAUCUCAGUAACAAGGCUUCAGACAUUGAAGCGCGCCGCCAUUCGAUCGAGAUAAUGCACGAAAAACUCUUCAGGAAGUCGCCAAUCAUGAAAGAGGUGAUUGAAAAACUCGUAAAUUCAUUCCGCAACCUUCAGUUUGAGGUGAAGUGGUACUUCAGUGUUCUCGACGCCACCAGGUCUAUAGAUGGUUCGCUUGACCCCAUACUCUGUCUUGCAACCAAUCUCGAAAAGCUUCGGCUGAUGAGUGUGCAAUCUGAGAUUACGGAAGCUGUCUGCCGCGCACGCUGGGAAGAACGCACCAAAAGCGCAUCCUCACGAGUCUACCCUCUACACAAGUUGAGGAAUCUAGACGUAGUGCUUGGAAGGAAAGCUUCCAUCCCAACAAUAACACCUAUGGAGACCUUGAAGGUCAGCGGCGAAGGCGCCGGCCAUGACUUCCAAUGGCCGCGCAACGGAUAUGAAGCGGUAGGAACUUUGCGUAGUCUGGAACUUCGGCACAUUACUUUGCAGCCGGAUCAGCUUCAUCACAUGUUAGCACUACCGGAAAUGCAUGGUAUACAGCACCUGAAGAUGGGAAAUGUCUACUUACGGGAAGACCACACGUACGACUUCUGCCGAUUAAGCGAACUAUUGCAGCACUUUCUUCCAUCACUUAAGACUUUCGAAUGGACCGGAGAAGAAUCUCGACAAUGGUAUCCGAGACAUCACCCAUUUGGUAGCGUCACAGGUUUCAAACACUUGAAAGAACUCGUCCUCGGCUUCAAGUACAUACGACCAGCUAGUGGCAACAUCUACAAUCCACUGGCGCAUCUUGUUCACCCCGCGGAUUCCUUUCCGGAUAGUUUGAAGACUCUCAAAAGUACAGGAAUAUCGCGUUGGUUCCUACAUGAACUAGAGGAGGCCUCCGCAGUGUCUCCCUCGCACAAUAGUAUCCUUACGACUGGCACGUCUCUUGGUAUUUCGACCUUCGACCUGUUGCUUGACAUGAAGGUAUGAGCCCUCCAGAAUUACAGGGAAAGUAUCAAAUUGUUUCUUCUUGAAUUGGUGUCCGCUUUGAACGACGUUGGUACGUCAAUGCGAGUCUAUCGACAAGAAGAUGCUUGCGAAUCGACACUGUUGUGUGGUCUGGGCUCUGUGGCAGAGCACAUCAAUCGGGACUGUUAGUUGGAUAAUAUUGGAAACUGUGGAGGAUCACAAAGCUGCUCGAGGUGGCGCGGAAAAAGAUACCGAUAAAUUGACUAGCAAGACGUUAGAACGAAUUAGGGCUAACGUUAGGCAUACGAUAUAUGUAGAGUGGCACGCUGUGCAGUAGGCUUUUGGCGUUGAUUAUGGAGAUUAGUGUAUGCUACAAGUAGCUUAGAAGAAGCAUGGGCUUCCCAUUCACAGCAUCACGAGUCGCAGCAUGAAGUUCGUCAAA